AUGGUCUCAGACUUUUCAGUGAAAUCCAACACGGCACGGAUCUACCGAUUAGGCUGUGGAAGUCAGUACAAAGAGAUCUUAUGGUUGGGUGAAAGCUUUGCCUCAAGGCAGUUCUAUGGGGAAAUUGAACCCUUGCUGCCAGAAAUCUCUUCAUUGCUAUCACUGUCCCACCCUAACAUUGUUCACUGCCUUUGUGCGUUUACAGAUGAGGAAAAGAAAGAGUGUUUCCUCAUUAUGGAGCUCAUGAAUAAAGACCUUGGCAGCUACAUCAAGGAGAUUUAUGGCCCGAGGAAGCGAAUUCCAUUCACUCUUCAUGUUGCUAUUGAUCUUAUGCUUCAAAUUGCAAGAGGAAUGGAAUAUCUCCACUCAAAGAAAAUUUACCACGGAGAAUUAAAUCCUUGUAACAUUUUGGUCAAAGGAAGAGGGUUAUCCACAGAAGGUUUCUUGAUUGCAAAGAUUUCAGGUUUCGGUUUAACUUCUAUUAAAAACUCCACACAGAAAAACACUUCAAAUCAGAAUGGAAGUCCACCUGUUAUAUGGUAUUCUCCUGAAUUUCUGGAAGAGCAAGAUUGCAAGAACACAGUGAAACUUUUAACAGGGAAAGUGCCAUUUGAGGAUAGUCAUCUUCAAGGGAAAGUGCCAUCCAAUAUUCUCUUAUCGAGCCUGAAGGUGAGGGUGGGAGGAGCGUGGACUGUGUGGACGUAUGGCGGAAGGCGCGAAGGACUAGAGGCAGACGGAAGUCACAAAACAGUGGGCGGCUGGGCAGUGGGCGCUGAGCAGCAGACCAGCAAGCAGCAGUCAGCAGAGGGUUUCGCGUGA
Molecule: messenger RNA, 819 nt
Organism: Argentina anserina (silverweed cinquefoil)
Lineage: Eukaryota; Viridiplantae; Streptophyta; Magnoliopsida; Rosales; Rosaceae
Product: light-sensor Protein kinase-like
Exons: 4
Coding region: 1-819 (272 amino acids)
Biological process (GO): signal transduction; protein phosphorylation
Cellular component (GO): cytoplasm
Molecular function (GO): protein kinase activity; ATP binding
Source: RefSeq, a predicted model, not a curated record